AUGAUUGAUAUAAAUGUUGAAGAUAAUGAAAUGCAAGAUGUUGAAAUUAAAGGCACAUCAUCCCAACCUAUUAAUUCACAUGAAGAAAAGUUUAAGAAACCCAUUUCAAAGAAUUCUUCAAUUUAUAAACCACCAACAAAUGAAGAAAUUCAAGGGAUAAAAGAAACUGCAGACUUGUAUCAAUCAAAUAUUUUUAAAUUACAAAUUGAUGAACUUUUAUCAGAAAUUAAUAUUGAUUAUAAUGACAAGAAGAUAGUUAAAUUAGAAAAGGCAUUAAUGAUGUUGAAACAGAUUUAUGGAAACAUCAAUGAUAUAGAGGAUCUUUCGAUCAAAGAAGUAAAAGAUUAUAUGUUAAAUAAUCAUAACAUUGUGAUUCCAUUUCCUGAUCCACAACCUUCUGAAGAUAUCCAAUAUAAGUUUGGAUUUAAGAAACCAACUGCUUUUUAUUUAGUUGGUAGUUAUGCAUUGAAAAAUUUAGCAAUAGGUAGAAACAGGCUAAAUGUAGAUUUUGCUGUAGUAAUGCCCAAGUCUAUAUUUCAAGAAAAAGAUUAUAUGAAUUAUCGUUAUUUUUACAAACGAGCUUAUUAUCUUUCUGUUUUAGCUUCAGCAUUAAAAAAGAAUAGUUUGGAUUUUAAUGUUAAAAUGGAAUUUGAUACACUUGAUGGUGAUAGAAGACGUCCUAUUUUGAAAUUAAAAGCAGUUAAAGAUCAUUCAGAAACAGAUUUUUCAAAACUUAAUUGUGUGGUUCGUGUUCUACCAUGUAUCCCUAUGGAUUUAUUUCCUUUUCAACGUUUAUCACCUAUACGAAACAAUAUUAGAUUUCAUAAUGAUCAAAAAAACAAGAAUGAAAAACUGCAAUCACAGAAAUCACAGACUUUACCAUCAACACCACAAUAUAAUUCAGCUAUUUUAAAAGAUAUGUAUUAUGUACCACAUUUAAAUUUUUUGUAUAAACAAGUUAAAUCAUGUGAAGCAUUUGUUGAUGCUUGUAAACUUGGUAAGGUUUGGCUUCAACAAAGAGGAUUUGGAACAGAUGAUGAUGGUUCUAAUGGAUUUAAUGGGUUUAUUUGGACCAUGCUAAUGGCAUAUUUGUUGACAUAUGGUGGAGGUCCUAAUGGUGGUAAAAGGUUAUCUAAUGGUUACAGUUCUUAUCAAUUAUUCAAAGGUACUAUGGAUUUUUUAGCAAGUCAUGAUUUUAUUAAAAAUCCUGUAUUUAUGAAUACUUCUGAGAAGCAUGAAGAGAUACAAUAUGAAGCUAAAUUGGCAAUGAGGUAUUUAAAUGAUACAAAGAUUGAUAGAUUUGAACCACUAUUUUUAAGAAAAGUUGAUGAUGUAAAAUUGGGAUAUGAUAAUUUUGCAAUGAUUAAUGACGUUCCAAAAACAUAUGAUUUGUACACUGAUUCAGCUAAAUUGGAUUAUCCAGAUAGGUUUGUGCAUUUUGCAAAAGUAUUACCAAAUUUACUUGGUGAAGGACUUUCAGAUCGUGUAAAUUUAAUUGCAAUAAAUUAUACAAAAUUACCAUCUUGGGAUAUUUCAGAACAGCCAAAAUCAUUUCUAUUUUCAAAAGCUGCUAAAUUAUUUAUUGGGUUAAUUUUUAACCUUGAUCAAUCAAAUCGUUUAGUUGAUUAUGGACCAUCACCAGAGGAUAUAGGAGCAGCAGCAAAAUUUAAAAAAUUAUGGGGUAAAAAAGCUGAAAUUCGACGCUUUAAGAAUGGCAGUAUUUUAGAAUGUGUAGUUUGGGAACCAAAAGGAGGAAUUGAAUCAAGGGGUCUUAUUGUCAGUUAUAUUGUACAUCAUUUGUUAUCACUUCACUAUGGUAUUAAGCAAGAAAAUAAAGGAAUACAGUAUUGGGCAAGUCAAUUCAAUGAAUUUGUCAGGCUAACUUCAAAUGUUCCCAAAUUUAUUUAUAACCAGGAUUUAAGUCAUCAAGGGUUUCAACCUGUAAUGAAUGCUUAUGACAAUCUCAUAAAAAUGUUAAACUCUUUGGAAGAUUUGCCUUUGAUAAUAUCAGGAAUUAAAUCAUCCAGCCCUGCUUUAAGAUAUUCAACUGUUUUUAUUCCUCAAGCAACUAGUAUUGAUUACAACUAUUUUAUUGAGCCUGUUGAAAUCAUCAUUGAAUUUGAACAUUCUACUAAAUGGCCUGAUGAACUUGUUGCUAUGCAAAAGAUGAAAACAGCAUUUUAUCUCCGAAUUGCAGAGAAAAUAAAAACCCAAUAUCUUAAAAAUAAAGUUUUUGUUCUUGCAGAUAAUCAAGACCUUAUUGUUUCUAAAGGAUAUAUAGAUAUUGUCAUUGAUGGAUUUGUUUUCAGAUGUCGUAUUCAACAUGAAAGAGAAAUGAUAUUAUUAGAUCAGGGUAUAAAAAAUAAAAAAUCCAGUAUUAUUGAAAAAGAAGCUUACACAAAAGCAUUAUCAAACUACAAAUAUUUAUUUAUACAAGUACCAUCACAUAGUGCACAAAUUCAAACUUUAUGCAACAAAAAUCCUUCAUUAUCAUUGACUAUCCGUUUGGCAAAAAGAUGGUUUAGUGUACAUCUUUUGAGCUCACAUGUUUUACAAGAAUUUAUUGAAAUCUUAUGUGCAUUUGUAUUUUUGGAUUCAAAUCCUUGGUCAAUACCUUUAAGUGGUUUUAUAGGGUUUAUAAGAGUGUUAUGGUUGAUAUCAACAUGGGAUUGGAAAAACGAGCCAUUGAUUGUUAAUUUUGAAAAUAAUGGUGAAAAUGAGACUACAAAAAUUAUAAAUGAGAUUAGAGAGAAGUUUAAGAACAUAAGGCAAACUGAUAAAAAUCAAAAACAUGCUUCUAUGUUUGUUGCUAGUACAACUGGAAAUGGAACUGUAUGGGGAUGGGAUAGACCAUCUAAAGUGGUAGCAGCAAGGAUUAAGGAUUUGGCAAAGUCAGCUCUUAUAUGUAUUGAUGAAUCCAUCAAAAAUGGUGAUUAUUAUGAUAUAUUAAUUUACAUUGAUCCAUCAAAGUGCACUCGUUAUUAUCAAAACAUAAAUCCUGAUAGUAAAUAUCUAUUGAAGGAUAGUAGCCAAAUUUUCCAAACAUAUAAAGUUGCUAAUAAUAAUAAUACAGAUAUUAUACCUAUGAUUGGAUUUGAUCCAAUAGGUUGUUAUGUAAAUGAAUUGAAAAAAAUAUAUUCUGAGGUAGCAUUAUUCUUUUAUGAUCAAUAUGGUGGUAAUAUAAUUGGUGUAGUAUGGAAUCCAUCUUAUUUUACACCAAAACCUUGGAAAACAAAUAUUGAAUUUUCAUCAAUUUUAUUAAAUUUAGUUGAAAAUAAUCAUCAAAAUCUAAGAGAAUAA
Messenger RNA from Entrophospora sp. SA101, 3300 nucleotides. The record is from the annotation of a GenBank genome assembly. NCBI's taxonomy places the organism in Eukaryota, Fungi, Glomeromycota, Glomeromycetes, Entrophosporales, Entrophosporaceae.